AUGGCAACAAUCAGGAAUCUGAAGAUCAAGACAAGCACUUGCAAACGCAUAGUAAAGGAGCUGCACUCGUAUGAGAAAGAGGUGGAAAGAGAGGCUGCCAAGACAUCCGAAAUGAAAGACAAGGGAGCUGACCCUUAUGACCUGAAGCAGCAGGAGAACGUGCUGGCCGAAUCUCGCAUGAUGAUUCCAGAUUGCCAUAAGCGCCUCGAGGCUGCACUGGCUGACCUGAAGGCAACUCUUGUGGAGAUGGAGGAAUCGGGUGAGAAAGGACCCGAAGUCGAUGAUGCUCGAACUACUCUUUCGGAAGUGGAGCAGUUGUUUGGCAAAGGAGAUGAUGAUGAUGCUUAG
Messenger RNA from Linum tenue, 348 nucleotides. Lineage: Eukaryota; Viridiplantae; Streptophyta; Magnoliopsida; Malpighiales; Linaceae. The record is from the annotation of a GenBank genome assembly.